Schistocerca gregaria is the source of this 693-nucleotide messenger RNA. RefSeq lists its product as uncharacterized. Bases 1 to 693 code for a protein of 230 amino acids. NCBI's taxonomy places the organism in Eukaryota, Metazoa, Arthropoda, Insecta, Orthoptera, Acrididae. The transcript has a single exon. The record is from RefSeq and is a predicted model, not a curated record.
AUGAUUCCUAGCAGCGAUUAUGAAGUCAGCAUUCAUAAGCUUGAAGGACCUGAGGACUGGGCUAAAAGGAAAUGGCAUAUUUCUAUAGUGCUGCUUUCAUAUGGACUAAAAGAUAUUACUAACGGUACGCGUGAAUGUGUAGAGUUGCCGCAAGAUGCGACAAGUGCGCAAAGAGAAGCGUAUGUGGAAUGGCACAAGGACGACGCAAAGGAAGCAGGUCUUAUAGCAAGGGCGCUGAGUGGACUUGUUGCAGAACUCGUCUUAACGUGCAAGAAUGCUAAAGAAAUCUGGGACAAAUUACGCGCCCGAUUUGAACGUAGCAGUACUCAGCGUUUGAAUAUGUUGAUUGAAAAAUUUUUCCGUGUUAAACGUGAUGAAACGGAAGAUAUUAGUGCACAUGUGGCCAAACUACAAAAGUUAUUUGUGGACCUGAACGAUGAAUUAGCAAAACAUGAAGAAAAUACUCUAUCUGAAAGAAUCUUAAAUGGUCGAAUUUUGUCUACACUGGGAAAAGACUACGACAAUUUUAAGGGUCUCUGGGAUACGAUACCGACAGAAAAGCAAAGCUUGAAUUUAUUAUUUGAAAAACUCUGUACUAUUGAACUGCGUGAACAAGACAUUAAUGGAAGUGCAGCUUUCGUCGUUUCUAAAACAAGAAAACGGCAAACAAGUAAUCAGCAAGUAGAUGACUAA